Seminavis robusta is the source of this 597-nucleotide messenger RNA. The record is from the annotation of a GenBank genome assembly. NCBI's taxonomy places the organism in Eukaryota, Bacillariophyta, Bacillariophyceae, Naviculales, Naviculaceae.
AUGACACUCCCCGAACCCGAAGAUGUCGCCGUUCUUCACAAGACAAUUCUUCUUCGGAUGAAGCCAAAACAGGCAGGGGCAAACCUUCCAGUCCCCGCCGUCGAAGCAGAUCCCUUGGUUCAAGCAUUCUUGGUAAAGAUAGUACCAAUGCUCCCCGAAGCCGACGAUCAGGUCGGUCUUCACAAGAUAGUUCUUCUUCGGAUGAAGCCAAAUCAGACAGUGGGAAAGCUUCCCGUCCCAUCCGUCGAAGUAGAUCCCUCGGUUGCAGCAUUCACAGCAGAGGGAGCAGCAAAGCUCCCCGAACCCGACGUUCUUAUCAUUCUUCAAAUGAUAGUUCUUCAUCAGUUGGCUCCAGCAUUCUCAGCACGGAGAGUAGCAAUGCUCCCCGAACCCGACGAUCACGUCGGCCUUUACAAGAUACUUCUUCAUCGGAUGAAGCCAAAAAAGACAGCAACAAAGCUUCCAGCCCCCGGCGUCGAAGCAGAUCCGUUGGUUCAAGCAUUCUCAGGACAGAGAGUAACAACACCCCCCGAAGCCGACGAUCAGGUCGUUCUUCGCACGUUGCCCCUGACGACAAGGGGGAGCAAGCAAGUGUAA